Euleptes europaea (tarantolino) is the source of this 2793-nucleotide messenger RNA. Its product is annotated as vomeronasal type-2 receptor 26-like. Gene Ontology annotation, molecular function: G protein-coupled receptor activity. The transcript has 7 exons. NCBI's taxonomy places the organism in Eukaryota, Metazoa, Chordata, Lepidosauria, Squamata, Sphaerodactylidae. The coding region runs from base 1 to 2793 and encodes 930 amino acids. Gene Ontology annotation, biological process: G protein-coupled receptor signaling pathway. The record is from RefSeq and is a predicted model, not a curated record. Gene Ontology annotation, cellular component: membrane.
AUGGUAAAGCUCGUGUUGCUGCUUCUAUUGCCUCCUGUGGCAUGUAAAGUGCAUACCGUGAAGAGUCCUCUGAGUGACCCCAUCCCUGUUCCUCAUGAAUGGUACCAGUCAGGGGACCUCCUCAUUGGUGGGAUUGCUUCUCAGAUCAUGUACACUCUUCAGGAAAUUCCUUUCAAGAAAAAUCCUUUGCUAGACAUGUUCGAGGUUCCAGAUAUGGUGACAAAGUUCUACCAGCACUGUCUUGCCUUGACAUUUGCUGUAAAUGAGAUCAAUGAGAAUCCCAAGAUUUUGCCCAAUUUCACUCUCGGGUUCCACAUCUAUGACAGCUACUACGAUGACAUGAUGACCUAUCGGACCACUCUGGACAUGCUCUUCAAAAUGCAUAAAUUUGUCCCCAACUACAAAUGUGACACUCAGAAAAAAAUAACUGCCAUAAUUGGGGGACUUAGCUCCAAGAUCUCCUUCCGUGUGGCUGACAUUUUAAGUCUCUACAAGGUUCCACAGAUCAAUGAGAAUCCCAAGAUUUUGCCCAAUUUCACUCUCGGGUUCCACAUCUAUGACAGCUACUACGAUGACAUGAUGACCUAUCGGACCACUCUGGACAUGCUCUUCAAAAUGCAUAAAUUUGUGCCCAACUACAAAUGUGACACUCAGAAAAAAAUAACUGCCAUAAUUGGGGGACUUAGCUCCAAGAUCUCCUUCCGUGUGGCUGACAUUUUAAGUCUCUACAAGGUUCCACAGCUCACAUAUGGCUCAUUUACCCCAGAACAUGAGAGUACAGCCCAGACCUCUUCCUUUUUCCGCAUGGCCCCAAAUGAAACCCAUCAGUAUACAGGGAUUAUUCAGUUGCUUCUCUAUUUUGGGUGGACAUGGGUUGGGCUCCUAGCUGUGGAUGAUGACAGUGGAGAACAUUUCUUGAAGACCCUGGAGCCAUUGCUUUCCAAGAAUGGAAUCUGCUUGGCCCUCAUGGGAAGAAUUCCAAAUCGAUCAGAUUGGAAUACCUUGGUGGACAUCAAUGGUUUGCUGUCAAAUAUCUAUCUACCAUUCAUGGACAGAAAAGCCAAGACAUUUAUCCUUUAUGGAGAAUCUAGGACCAUUGUAAGGUUGAUAACUCUGAUGUUCCUAGGAGACCCUGGGUAUAAAGAAAAUGUAUCAUACAGAAAAGUGUGGAUCAUCACUGCCCAGAUUGAUUUCACUUUAGCAGGCACUCAAAAGGGCUGUGAUUUACAAUUCUUCCAUGGUGCCAUUUCCUUUACAAUUCACGCAAAUGAGCUUCAAGGGUUCCAGAAAUUUCUUCAGAUUUUAAAACCUUGCUAUGCACAAGAAGAUCGUUUUCUCAAGGAAUUCUGGGAGCAAGCUUUUGAUUGUUCAUGUCCAAAUCCUACAGCACCGGUGGAUGUCAAUGAAGCAUGUACUGGGGAGGAAAAGCUAGAAAGCCUUCCAGAGCCUUUUUUUGAAAUGCAUAUCACUGGCCACAGCUACAGCAUUUACAAUGCGGUCUAUGCUGUGGCACAUGCUUUGCAUGUGGUGCACUCAUCGAGAUCCAAUCUCCAAGCAAUGGGAGAUGCUGGAGAACUUGUGUCUUUUAAUGAUAACAGGGAAAUGGAAUCAGAGUUUGAUAUAAUGAAUUUAGUCACAUUUCCAAACAAAUCCUUCAUACGAGUGAAAGUCGGAAGUAUAGGUCCUGAUUCUCUAGACAGCAACAAAUUCGUCAUUCACAAGGAUCUAAUUGUGUGGCAAAGAACUUUAAACGAGAUGGUUCCUCUUUCUGUGUGCAACGACUUCUGCUAUCCUGGUUAUCAGAAGAAAAAGAGGGAGGGGGAUAAAUUUUGCUGCUAUGAUUGUGCUUCUUGUCCCAAAGGGAAGAUUUCAAACCAGAAGGGCAUGGAUGACUGUUUCAAAUGCCCAGAAGAUCAAUAUCCAAACAAGGAUCACGAUCAAUGCAUUCCCAAGACAAUAAGUUUUCUUUCUUAUGACAACCCUCUAGGGAGCAGUUUAGCCUUGGUUGCAAUUUCUUUUUCCCUUGUCACAGCUUUGGUACUGGCAACUUUUAUUAAGCACAAAGAUACCCCGAUAGUCAAAGCCAACAACAGGGAUAUCACCUACACUCUGCUCAUUUCUCUUCUCCUCUGCUUCCUUUCCUCUUUACUAUUUUUAGGACAACCGACAAAGGUGUCUUGCUUUCUGCAACAAUCUGCUUUUGGUAUCGUCUUCUCCGUGGCUGUUUCUUGUGUCUUGGGCAAAACCAUGACUGUGGUUGUAGCUUUCAUGGCCACCCAACCUGGUUCCUGCACAAGGAAAUGGGUAGGAAAGAGACUGACCAAUUCCAUUGUCCUUUCCUGUUCUCUCAUUCAAAUAGGCAUUUGUACAGUUUGGUUAGGAAUAUCUCCCCCUUGCCUGACAUUUGAUAUGCAGUCCAUGGAUGAAGAGAUUAUAGCAGAAUGUUAUGAAGGGUCUCCUGUUAUGUUUUAUAUUGUUCUGGGCUACAUGGGACUUCUGUCCAUCAUAAGCUUGACUGCGGCGUUCUUUGCCCGGGAGUUACCAGAUAGUUUUAACGAAGCCAAGUUCAUCACCUUCAGCAUGCUGAUGUUUUGCAGUGUUUGGUUGUGUUUUGUUCCAACCUUUGUGAGCACUAAGGGGAAAUACAUGGUGGCCGUGGAGAUCUUCUCCAUCUUAGCCUCCAGUGCUGGGUUACUGGUUUGUAUCUUUUCUCCCAAAUGCUACAUUAUUCUGUUGAGGCCUGAACUGAACAAGAAGAAACAGCUAAUCAGGAGAACCAAUUCAAGAAUCUAA